Epinephelus moara (kelp grouper) is the source of this 4485-nucleotide messenger RNA. RefSeq names its product E3 ubiquitin-protein ligase TRIM39-like. Lineage: Eukaryota; Metazoa; Chordata; Actinopteri; Perciformes; Serranidae. Gene Ontology annotation, molecular function: zinc ion binding; protein binding. The transcript has 8 exons. The record is from RefSeq and is a predicted model, not a curated record. The coding region runs from base 68 to 1810 and encodes 580 amino acids.
GUCGGUGUGUGACUCAUAGCAAAGUACAUGAAGUGAAGGACUGCACUGCUCCACGUCACAGGAAAACAUGCAGAGCAUGAGCUCUCCGGGAGGCAAUGGCCUCUCCGAGGACCAGUUCAGCUGCUCCAUCUGUCUGGAGGUGUUCGUGGAGCCCGUCUCCACUCCCUGCGGCCACAGCUUCUGCAAGGCCUGCCUGCAGGGCUACUGGAACCACAGCAAGAAGUUCCUCUGCCCCAUGUGCAAGAAGAGCUACUCCAAAAAACCCGAGAUGAGCGUCAACAGGGUCUUGGCUGAAAUCUCCUCCCAGUUCCAGGGGCUGAUGCUGGCCGGGGGAGCUGGAGGGGCCGUGGGCGCUGGAGGGGCCGUGGGCACUGGGGGAAACUCAAAGGGAUCCACUCUGAACCUGAGCUCAGAUAUGAGCCACGGGGGCUCCACAGGGUCUGACAACGGGGAGUUCGCCCGGGCGGGGGAGGUUCCCUGUGAUGCCUGCAUUGGGAGGAAGGUGAAGGCGCUCAAGUCCUGUGUGAACUGUCUUGGAUCGUUCUGUGAGGUUCACCUCCGACAUCACAAAAAGGUGAAGUCUCUGAUGUCUCAUCGUCUGAUUGAACCCACUUUCUACCUGGAGGACAAGAUCUGUAAGAAACACGAACGUCUUCUGGAUGUCUACUGCCGCACGGACCACACCUGCAUCUGCACGGCCUGCGCCGAGGCCACGCACAAGUCCCACGACAUCGUCUCCAUUGACCACGAGUGGAAGAAGAGGAUGAGUAAUCUGAGUAAGAAGAAGUCGGAGCUGAAACAUUUGAUCAAGGAAAGAACCAAGAAACUGGACGAGAUCAAACAAUCCAUCAAGGUCAUCAAGGCCAGCUCUCAGAAGGAGCUGGAGGAGAGCUGGCAGGUGUACGCGGAGCUGCAGCGCAUGGUAGAGCAGAGUCAGGCGGAGCUGGUGGAGCUGAUCGCCACGAGGCAACGUGAGGCUGAGCGUCACGCUCAGGAAAUGGCCCGCACUUUGGAGAACGAGCUCAGCCAGCUGAGGAGGAGGAGCAACGAGCUGGACGCCUGCGCACAGACCCAGGACAAAGUGGUCUUCCUGCAGAGCCUGGCGACGCUCCCGCCCCCGCCCGAGCCCACCGAUUGGUCGGCGGUCAGCAUCAACACUGACCUCUACCUGGGAACCAUCCGCUCCUCCGUCAGCAGCCUCAUAGACAAGUUCCAGGAGGAGCUCAAGAGGCUGUACGGGAAAGAGCUCCGGAAGGUUCAGAACUAUUCAAGUGAGGUGAUUUUGGAUCCUGCCACGGCCCAGAGGAACCUGGUUGUGUCCGAUGACGGCCGCCAGGUGAGAUAUGAAGAGCGAAGGUCCACCCACUCUGAGGGUCAGAAACGCUUCAGUCCCGCCCUCUUCGUCCUGGGCCGAGAGGGUCUCCACUCUGGGCGACACUACUGGGAGGUGGACGUGGGGCGCAAGACGGCGUGGACGCUUGGCAUGGCCAGCACCUCAGCCCGCCGCAAGGGUGAGAUCAAGCUCAGUCCAGAGGGGGGAUACUGGUGCCUGUGGCUGAAGAACGCAGAGGUAAAGGCUUUGGCAUCGUCGCGUCUGCCUCUACUGCUGCCGACCCAGCCCUGUAAAGUGGGAAUCUUCCUGGAUUAUGAAGGAGGCCAGAUUUCUUUCUAUGAUGUGAAGGCGCGUCUGCAUCUCUACACGUUCGUCGAUACUUUUAAUGAGAGUCUGUACCCAAUCUUCAGCCCCUGUCUCACCCAUGAGGGGAAGAACUCUGCUCCUCUCAUCAUAACCCCUGUUAAACACACCUGAUACUGACAGCCAAUCAAAGCCUGGCAAGGCAUAGGUAAAACAUCUUCAGGUCAAAAAAAGAUUGAUGAUUCUGUACUUUAUUUGGUCUUAAAAUAUGAAAUUUACUUCUCAGUGAUCCAAUUUUAUUUAUAACAGUUUGACUUGUUUGCAAAGCACUUUACGUCAAACAUCUUUCAGCAAAAUAAAAACAAAGCAAGUCGUUUUGCAUAUCAAACCUACAACAUUGUCUCAUUAUAUGGGCAUGUUAUUGCAUUUGCUCAAGUCUCAAUACAGGUACCAUAAAGGCUACUAACCCAAUGAAAUCAAAGCAUUGUGUUAUCAGUGUGUGUUUGGAUCCGAGGAAACUAAAAUGUAACAUGUUUGGUACUUUACUGACUGAUGACACAUUACAGAGAAAUGUAUUUGAGAUGUGGUUACUCAAAAGUAGCCAAAAGUUUGUCCAUACUGUAGACUUUUAUUUAAAAUUGUAUGUACAUAUUUUGGUGAAAAUAACAUGAAGGACUACAGUAGGGCUGGGUAUUGGUACUCAGUCAAAAUAAAUCACUACCAAGUAGUAUCGAAACUUCUCCAGCCAAACAAUACCUGGCUGCAUUUGGUUCUUUUUGCAACCAGAGCUAGAAAAAAAUCCUUUUUGUAUGGUUUUGCUCACUGAAAAUCAUCACAAAUGUUCUUUGUUUUAAUGCAACAUGUGAUUGGUCUGCUACUGCAGCAGCUACAAGUCAAGUGCAGCAGUCGAGUUGGCAGUUCAGUGUGCUUAGAUGCCAUCAAAAUGUUCUUAGACAUGGCGAUACUACACACCUGUGGUGUCAGGUGGCAUUUGAUGCAAGUGAAUGCUUCAAUUUGCAUAAUGGGUAUUGAACGUAGAAAGUAGAAAAAAUGUAUUGAAUGAAGUACUCUAUUGUUAUUGGUAUCACUGUAAGGGUACUGACACUGGUAUCACAAAGGUACCCAAGUUCGAGAAUAGAGAGAAUUAUAAAGGCUACGUUUGCCCUGUGGCUCUCUCUCUUCCUCACUAGUUCCAAAGCCAGCAAGGGAACAUCUGGGGCCAGUUGCACAAAGAACCUUAAGUUUGCUCCUUUUUGACACUUAAGGCUUAGUUAAAAUACCUCGUCAGUAACUGACUGGAAAGAUCCCGUUGGGGCUGCGGAAAGUUGAGUGAUCCAAACCCAGACGAUCACAAUCAUAAAUUGACUUCGGUAAAAAUUUAAAGUGCAAAGUCAAUUGCUCAUCAUUAAGCAUCUCAAUCGGUUUCUCCAAACCCGGUCUUACUCUGAAGUCGUCGAAAUCUAGCGUUCAGGCAGUGACUUGCAGCAUCGGCAUGAUACGCGGUCGGACGCUGUUAUAGUUUAACGGUGCUCGGCAGUGUCAGGGGGAAAUGCGAUGGGACAAGAACGAAAGUUAAGGUGGAAAAGUCCAAGUAGGGCGGGUAUGAGGGGUGGGGGAUGGGUCCAACAAACACCAACUUUUACCCGGGAGAGUGGUGAUCGUGUCCUGUCAGAUUCUAAAGCCAAACCCUGUUCACUAUUCCUAAACCUAACCACGUGUUUUUGUUGCCUAAACCUAACCACGUGCGUUAGUUGUUGGAUUUGGAGUUGUUAGUACAUUUAUUUUGAAAGAGACCGUAUGUAAACGGUAAAUUUCCUGUGAAAACAGAAGUGUAUUUUGAAAACAGACAAUGCAUGAAACAGGCAGAACUUUACACGGCAUCCCAGAAUGUCAACAACCAACGCACCCAUGGAACCUUGCAUGUCUUAUCUGGACGUUGAAGGUCCAUGACCAAACGUCGAUAUGUGACGAGAUCUGAGUGAGAAUGUGUUGGUUCUCCCAGUCAUGGAACACUUAUCAGGAUGCCUUAAUUUUUCUAAUUUUUCUCAUCAACCAUGUUGCAGUUAAGAUGGAGUCAGGGUACUUUAUGUUUUUGUCCUUACUUUGGUUAGGUUCUUUGUGCAACGGUUUUCAACAAAUCUUUGGCAAUUCCUUAAAUGAAAGACUAAGAUAAGGAGAAAUAUUUAUCUUAAGUAAGUAACAUUUUAAGGAAACCUUGUGGAAAAGACUUGCGGAAAAUCUUAACUUAGGUGCUUUGUGCAACCGGGCCCAGAUUGUUCUCCCAAUGAAGAUGCCUCAACCUGCUCCGUCCAUCAGCGAACACGUUACAUGUCAUGUUGCUUGCUUGAAAAAACACUUGCUUCAGCUCAGUUUUUGCAAAGCUUUGCACACCUCCAACCUAUUUUCAGAUCAACAGAGAUUCCCUAGGCCCUGUCAGAGGUUUAAAGGCUCCUUGAAUGUUGUUGUCACACGUAAUAUAUUUGGACAAUUUUUCACACUCCGUCCACCAAAGUUUUCUUGCUUGUUAAAUAUUAGCUAAAGGUGUACAGGAGAGAGUUACAUUAGAGUAAUGCUGUACUUCUGGCACUUUUCUUACUGUUUAAGUUUUGUUGAAACUAACAGAUUAAAGCAAUGAAGUUUAAUAGAUGUAAAAUCACUGAGGUUUAGGCUUGCCUGGGGACCAAAUGAGAGAUUUUUGUACAUACUGAAGAACUCUGAAAUUGUUUGCAAUGGGUAUUUUUUCAGACUUGAUGUUGAUCCAGUACCAUUAAACUAUGUUCUGUAUUUUUGUAUCAUUUUUGUUUUUUCACCUUCUUUCUGAACUUGUUUAAUAAAGUUAAAGAUCUUUC